This is a messenger RNA of Nasonia vitripennis (jewel wasp), 2991 nucleotides long. It is a transcript of the gene ClC-b, whose product is annotated as chloride channel 7. The transcript has 11 exons. Gene Ontology annotation, biological process: chloride transport; transmembrane transport. Gene Ontology annotation, cellular component: intracellular membrane-bounded organelle; lysosomal membrane. The record is from RefSeq and is a predicted model, not a curated record. Gene Ontology annotation, molecular function: voltage-gated chloride channel activity. The coding region runs from base 189 to 2663 and encodes 824 amino acids. Lineage: Eukaryota; Metazoa; Arthropoda; Insecta; Hymenoptera; Pteromalidae.
GUUUGCGUAUUUCCCAAGUGUAUAUUAGUAGCAUUCUUGCGUAGCGCGCAGACAGUGAUUGUCGCCGUUGUCGUCGUCGUCGUCGCGCGAUAAUAACAAUAACGACGACGAAGUUCCUCGUGGUGAUAUGACAGUGUCGCGGUCAACGGUAAACUCGACGACGACACAAGUGCGGAUACGAGUCAAGGAUGACGACUGACCCAUCGGCUCACGUCAACGUCCUCAUCAACGCGAGCGUCAGCAACAUCAGUCUCACUGACGCAGCCAACGUAACCGAGGAGGAAGAUGACAAGCGACUGCUCAGGCCCAGGAGUCUGGCCAGUACAGCGAGGAACAACUUCCCCUCCUACUCCAACGAGGACGUAAGCGUGAGGAGGUUUCGUAAUAACGACUUCACGGGCAGCAAUACCUUCCGGAAUGUCAUCGAUUGUGUGUCGGUCCGCCAAUCGAUCAGAUUUAAUCCGGAUCAGGUCAGCCCUGGGGCUACCAACUUUUUGUCCAGCAAAUACGAGAGUCUCGAUUAUGACCCAUGCGAGAACAAUCUCCUGCAAGAUGAGGAGAGGAAAAAGGGUUACAAGUUUGUGGUGAAGAAGAAUAUUGCCAGGUGGUUUAUUUUUCUAGUUAUAGGAAUAUUCACGGCUUUGAUAGCUAGCUUCAUAGAUAUUUCCAUCGAGCAAUUGUCCAAGCUGAAGUAUGGCUAUCUAACAAAACUUGUUGAUGGCUGUGUGGACACUGAUACAGGUAGCUGUUUGUGGAUUCCCUAUGUGACAUGGGUUGCCUUCAACAUGAUCCCAGUCUUCAUUGGCGCAGUAUUAGUUACAUACAUAGAGCCUGUAGCCGGUGGAAGUGGAAUUCCACAGGUCAAGUGCUACUUAAAUGGAGUCAAGGUCCCUCGAGUUGUGAGGAUAAAAACAUUGGCUGUCAAAAUUUUUGGAGUAAUCACAACAGUAGUGGGGGGACUUGCUGCUGGAAAGGAAGGACCCAUGAUACAUGCUGGUGCAGUAGUAGCAGCUGGUAUUUCUCAGGGAAAAAGCACGACAUUUAAGAGGGAUUUAGGAAUGUUCAAAUACUUCAGAGAGGAUCACGAAAAAAGAGACUUUGUAUCUGGUGGUGCAGCUGCUGGUGUGGCUGCUGCCUUUGGGGCACCUAUAGGCGGCGUGUUGUUUGCUAUCGAAGAAGGCACGAGCUUUUUUAACCAAAGCUUGACUUGGAGAACUUUUCUAGCCUGCAUGAUCUCAACCUUUACUCUUAACGUUGUCUUGAGCGCCUAUCAUGGACACCCGGGAGAUUUGUCAUAUCCGGGCUUGCUCAAUUUAGGAAAAUUUGAUACUAUAUGCUAUCAAGUCUACGAAAUCCCGUUGUUCAUGAUGAUGGGAACUAUUGGAGGACUGCUUGGCGCGCUGUGGAAUCACAUAAAUUACAAAAUCAUGUUCUUUCGCAAGAAGUACAUCCAACAUGAUUGGAUGAAAGUAGUCGAAGCGUUGUGCGUGGCUAUGAUGAGUGCCACCAUGGGUUUUUUGAUGAUGUUUUACAUCGACGAUUGUAAGACAGCAAGUGCCGGAGUCACUGAAUUUCCCAAGUUGUCAUGUAAAAAUGGCUCGUACAGUGCCGUUGCGGCGCUGUGGUUCCAGACUCCGGAAAGUAGUGUUCGCUCAUUGUUUCACGAUCCAUCAGGUUCCCACAGCGAUGUAACGUUAGCAGUAUUCGUAAUUUUAUAUUUUAUCUUAGCCGUAUUCACGUUUGGCCUAUCCAUGUCCGGCGGACUUUUUAUUCCGUCUUUACUCAUUGGAGCAGCUUGGGGUCGUCUGAUCGGCUCUGGCCUAGCUAGAAUAUGUCCUCACUGCGCAUUUGUUGAUCCCGGAAAAUAUGCACUGCUGGGAGCUGCUGCUCAAUUAGGCGGAGUCGUAAGAAUGACAAUAAGUUUGACAGCUAUUCUAAUUGAGUCUACUCAAGGUAUAUCAUUCGGUCUGCCAGUGAUCAUAGUUCUAAUUACGGCCAAAUGGGUCGGCGACUUUUUCAAUGAGGGAAUAUACGAUAUUCACAUACAAAUGGCGGGAGUGCCUCUUCUUCCCUGGGAGGCUCCUCCGUUAUCCAACAACAUUUACGCCAGCGAAAUAAUGAGCCAUCCCGUGGUCACACUGAAAAGUACAGAGAACGUGGGUCACGUCGUGGAGAUGCUCAAGUGCGUUAGUUUCAACGGCUUUCCCGUCGUCGACCCUCCCUGGGGAGAUCAGGAGGAAAUCAAUUGCUACGGCCGACUUCGUGGAAUGAUUCUGCGAUCACAGCUGAUAGUACUCUUACAGAAUAAGAUUUUCAAUGAAUACUCAGAAUUUUGGGAUAAGGAUCUGUCUAUCAAGAUAUUCAGAAACGAAUAUCCAAGAUACCCGACCAUCGAAGACAUCAGCAUCACAGAUGAGGAAAAGACGUUCACGAUGGAUCUAAGACCCAUCAUGAAUCCGUCGCCCUACACUUUAAAGCAUUCUGCCACACUACCAAGAGCAUUUAGAUUGUUCAGAGCCCUGGGUCUCCGUCACUUACCAGUGGUCAACGACACCAACGAAGUCAUCGGUAUGAUCACGCGCAAAGACGUGGCGAGAUACCGUAUCUGGAAACACCAAGGACGCAUGGGUCUCGACGAGCUGUCCAUAACAAACAAACUCUAGGCCAAAAACUUUUUUACGUACAAAUGACCAAUAUUGAUAUUCUCAAACAAGCUCCUGAAGAGAUUUGAGAGACGAAGCCAAGCUUAUAUAUCGAGAGCACAAGAUAAAAAUAAUGUAAAUAAUUGUUUUUUCGUAUAUUUAAUUUAGCGAAUAAUUCAACGAGGCUACUUCGAAAGCAGUCUGCGAUAUAGCGUCUCGAUGACGAUCGUCUUUCCUCCAGAUCUAUAAUAUUUUUUUAACAAAGACGACGAUAUGUUUAUACUAAUGGUGCGCAAAGAAGGAAAAACUCGUAUUUAAAAAAAUAAAAAUACUGUCUUUAUUUACACAA